Messenger RNA from Actinia tenebrosa (Australian red waratah sea anemone), 792 nucleotides. Its product is annotated as schlafen-like protein 1. NCBI's taxonomy places the organism in Eukaryota, Metazoa, Cnidaria, Anthozoa, Actiniaria, Actiniidae. The record is from RefSeq and is a predicted model, not a curated record.
UUGUUGCUUGGCUGUGCACCGUUGACUGAAAAAAUGUAUGUUUUUUUUACUUAAUUAAGGCUUAAAUAGAAGAAAGCAUCUGGAUCAAUGAGAAUAUGGCAACUUCCACAGAGCACAAGGUUUCUAUUGGUGACCAUUAUAAAGAACGAAUUGGUGUCAUGUAUUUUUUCUUCAAGAAUAUAGGAUAUCCAUCUGGAGAGUUUGCAAAUACCAUAAGGGAAUAUGGAAAUGCACUCCUAAACACUAAGGGAGGAUUCCUAGUCUUUGGAGUCCAGGAAAAUGGCAGGAUUAAUGGCUUAAACAUUUCAAGACAAAAUGAAGAUCUUUAUAGACUGUCUUUAGAUAGAGAAUUAAGAAACUUUACCCCUGCUGUCAGCCCAAAUCUUUACAGGCUUUCAGUCGUAAAAGUUGGCUACAUGUCCAAUAUCAUGGAGGUGCGAAUAAGUGCUGGUCCUAUUGGUGAGAUGUACCAAAACCAGUACGAACAGGUAUAUAUCGUAAAGAAUAGAAAGUUGGUUGGACCUCUAUGGCCGCAGGAACUGAAGGCACUUAUAAUCCAAAAGUAUAAAGAGGAGCUUCAAGCAACAAAAGGAAUCCUGUCACCUUGAAAGAUAUAUAUAGUUGUGCAGGAAGAAAUGAAAGUCAAGAGCUGUCCACAAUAAUAAAAGAGGAUAUUACAUGGGCGCGGGGAGAUACGAAAUUUAUCUUCAAGUGUUGAAAAGAUCUCUCACAAGUGAGCACAGUGAACGAGUGAGAGAUUUUCAACACGAGAAGAUAAAUUUCGUAUCUCCA